UUAAAAUUAGUCUUGUCAACAUUUUGGAAAUUGUUUUUGUGUUCAUUGAGAUAUUGUUUAAAAUGUUACUUUUUAAAGGGGGCGUACUCAUUUACGCUGAGCACUGUAUAUUACUUCUGUUAUUUGUCUUAGUGAAAAGUGACCACACUGUCCCUUAAUCUGAAAUUGGGAUGGUAGAAGAGCCUCUAAUGUAAGGCGUUAACAUACAGUACUUGGCAAAUGUUUCCUGAAAAGUUUACAUUAGUUUGUUACAGUACCUUACGGCCACUGGUUUAUAUAAGGAGAUUGCAGACUGUAAUCUGCAUGUACUAUUGAGGCCUAGGGUCAUUUCUGCUUGCUUUGAUUUCAGAGUACUGCUUUAAACGCUUAUAAUCCUAGGAUUUUUCUGCCAUUAAGUGAUGGCUUUCUGAAGGGGAGUUCUGAUGUUAGUGGAUGUGUGCACACAUACAAACACAAAUGCUGAGCGAUAGAGCCUUUAAUCCAUUCAUAUUUUCACUUGGAGUGAAGCGGUACAGACAUAGUCAUGUUGGGCGAACUUGUUGAUGCACUUUUAUCAGUUGUCAGUGCAGACGGAACAUUUUAUUUGAUGCCAAGAUGUUCAGCAAUUGUUUUUGAAAUGUCUUCGUGGAAACUUAGAGGUUAAUUUGCAAAAUAUUUCAUGUUAUCUUAAAAAUCCACAGCUGAGAGAAACCAGUGAUGUGUUUCAUCGCAAUUGCUGGUAAGUCCCUGAUUUCUGCUGUUAUUGUCCUUGGUGUCGUCGGUUUGGUGUAUUUCUUCAGCUAUUCAAUUCAACUGGUCGUAAUGUUUCCUCUGAGGAAUUACAAAUUACAAUGUGCUGCUGAAAUACAGUAUCUCUACUUAUAUGAAUUUAAGGGAACAAACAAGACCUAGUGUAUUUGUGUAAUCUCUAAUCUGUCCUUUCUUAAUCACCAUAAUUUCAAUGUGCAGAGCAGAUGCAGGACAGAGGGAGGCCACACAUUAAAUUAUUCCUCCAGUCUCUGAUUGUGCUCUCUGUAAUCUUCCCAUAACUGCUGGGAGAACGAGACUCAUUUGCAAAGUGAUUGCUUAUGCUGCAUGACUAGCGUUUUGUUUCUGUAUAAUUAUCAUAAUAGAGUCCUGGAAGUUCUCUCUGAAAGUUCAUUAAAGGCUUUUCAGCAUUUCUCUGCAUGUUAGACCAUGUAGUUCAAGUACAAACCCAUAGUGUGGUAUCAAUACAGAAAAAUAUGAAAACAUAGGAAAUUAUAUACUCCUCCAUUAUAUAAAAUAGAUUUCACAUAGUCAAGAAAUGCCAUAUAACAGCUUCAUUCUGUAACCUAACUGUUUAUUCAAUAAUAUGAAAUGGUUUGACUUUUUUUUUUUGCAGUUUAUAAACCCAUUUAGGUAUAUCCAAGGUCAAAGUUUAGAAUAAGUUAAAAUAGUUUAAUCCGUUAUUAGUUUUACAUUAAUGUGUGAAUUUUUUUUAAAUGACCCAUAUAUGCAAUGUGUGACUGAUAUUUAGUUCAAAUAUUUCAAAACAUGACCUUCAUGAACAUACUGAAUAGACAACAAUUUGUGGUUAAAUGGCACCCUCUAACACAUCUCCUUUCCCUUCUCUCCAGUGUACUUCCUCCUCCUCCCCUCUCACACCAUGGCCCUGUGGGCCUGCACUCGCUCCUGCCCUCCCAGUUGCACGUGUACUCAGGAGAAGAGCUGCAGUGUCCUGUGUGACCACGUCAACAUGAUGGACCUGCCCAAAGAGUUCCCAUGCGAGGCGUCCUCCAUCAACCUGGACAAAAACAGCCUAAAGUUUCUAUCCGAGCGAGCCUUUGGCACCCUGCCUUCGCUCAAGACACUCUCUCUCGACCACAACAACAUCUCCUUCAUCACGCCAGGAGCAUUUAAAGGGCUGCCCAACCUGGUAGAGCUCAGUUUGGCCCACAACGAGUAUAUCCGAUACCUGCACACUCGCACCUUCACGGCACUCAAACGCUUGGUGCGCUUGGACCUUUCCGACUGUAACCUGUUCAACAUGCCAGACCGGAUCUUCUUGGAGCAAAUCGCCCUGAAGGAACUGCUGUGUUUCCAAAACAACUUUCGACGCGUUCCCGGUGCCAUACGGGGGAUGGAAAACCUCACACACGUUUACUUGGAGCGCAACAAGAUCGAAGCGGUGGCCUACACCUCUUUGUUGGGCUUAACCAGUCUCAAGUACCUCAACUUACAGGAGAAUCGCAUAAACGUGAUACAUGACGAGGCCUUCAAAGACUUAGUGCGUCUGGAGAACUUCUACCUGAACGAUAAUCUGUUGGUUGACUUGCCCCAGCAGGCUUUCAAGGGCUUAAGCAACUUGAAAAUGUUGAAUCUGGGUGGGAACCUGAUCACCAAUGUCUCCAAAACAUGGUUCAGUGACCUGGUGGAGCUGGAGGUGCUGUACCUGGAUCGAAACCGCCUGUGCUAUAUUGAGGAGGGCGCCUUUGAGAACCUGACGAGCCUCAUCACGCUGCACCUCAACAGCAACAAUCUGACUUCUCUGCCCUUCUCCGUCUUCCAGCCCAUCUAUUUCAUCGGCCGCCUGUAUCUCUUUCGAAACCCUUGGGAGUGUACCUGCGACCUGGAGUGGUUGAAGGAGUGGAUGGAGAGCUAUAAGUUGGUGAGGGACAUUCCAUGCGCAUCCCCGUCCUCAGUGGCCGGCUUGGACCUGAGCGAAGUUGUCUACGCCCAUCUGAACGGCACCUGUCUGGAUCCUCCAGAGCUCAACCUGACCACAUCUCUUCCAGACUACCCUACCAUGGAGAACAAGUUCAACAGCCUAAUCUCCAAACUUCUACUGCAGGAACAGAUGGACGAGAUGGUCAACGCCACGGAUGGUCUGAGGAACGGCACACAACAGGACCCCGCCGAGAGUCAGGUUUCUUCUGGACAUGGACUUUUCGGUGCUGCUCAGACUGUGUUUCUUCUUGUGUUUCUUUUUCAAGUCCAGAUUGACUGCAUUAAUGCCUCUUGAGAGUCUGGUGAAUACCAAAAGGGGUUGAAGCGCAUUCAAGAGUGGAAAUAAUUUCCCAGUAGUUGGAUGGGAAAUGUUUGGAUUUAAGGCUGUGAUAAAAUGUUUGAUCCAUCUUGCCAUGAGCAGUGCGUUUUCUCAUGUUGAAAAUGAAAUUCUGGCAGAUAUAAUGGAGUUGGAGAUGAUCGUCUCUUUAAAUGAAUGGAAACUGGUCUUGAAGGGAAAGGAGUAUGUUUUAAGCCAAUGAGACUGUAAAAGACUUUUUGUCAUUAUGAAAGGCUUUAUAACUGAGGGCCAUUUUGUGAGACCUGCAACUAGUAGCACAAAUGUUUUUACAUCAUUUUUUAUUUAGAUUUGAUUUAAAAAAAUCUUAAUAACGCAUCUAUAGUAUUAACACGUCUGUGCAUGUUCUGUUGCGUAACAUGAAACAUUUGUUGUGUAGGAGAUUUAUCUGAUAAAGCUUCUAUCAUUUCAGCAGAUGGCAUAACACACUGUCCUCUAUUGUUUGGUUCAUUGAACUGGGUAAGUUUCCAGUCUCGGAAAAUGCAUUAGUCUUCUUAUUCCAUAAAUCUUAAGUGCACUCUGUAACAUAAACUGCUUCAUAUUGUAACCAAAUGAACUGGCUUUAUCACCAUAUACUUUAUGACCAUUUAUUUUCUCUAUAGAGAGAGCAAUGUGCAUAGAAGGAUGAUAUUAUGCUCUGAGCCAUGAGCUUCUAAGCUAAGCAUUAGAUUUGCGUGAGAACCUUUUUAAUUGUUUUAAUACAGAUUUUUGUUCAUUUAUGAAUAAUACUUUGAAUAAACAAAGGUCAUUGCAUAAACAGUCACUAAAAUGACUCCC
Molecule: messenger RNA, 3820 nt
Organism: Megalobrama amblycephala (Wuchang bream)
Lineage: Eukaryota; Metazoa; Chordata; Actinopteri; Cypriniformes; Xenocyprididae
Gene: nyx
Product: nyctalopin
Exons: 1
Coding region: 1628-2983 (451 amino acids)
Cellular component (GO): plasma membrane
Molecular function (GO): protein binding
Source: RefSeq, a predicted model, not a curated record